CCGCUGUCAUACUUCCUAUGUACAUGUACUAUAUGAAAAACGUUCAUUUUCGAAAUAUUUAUUAGAGAUUACUGUAAUAUUGUUUAGGUGUGUUUCAGUGCAUACGCCAUCUUUCAACAAUUUACACAUCAAGGAUUAUUCAUGCAUAAAACUUUAAGGCAUUUAGAGUGGAUAGUUUGUAAAAAAAGGUCUUUAACCCAAUUAGUCAAAAAUAGGUCGAAUUAGAUUCGAUGUGUAUACAUUAUUAUGGCUGCUGUAUGUUAUUAUAUGUUUCGGAAAAGUGGAGUUGGAUAAUACAAAAUGGACCUACCGACUGGAAAAUGAUGAUCUGUGCGGAGAAGAAAUAAAGAUGGUUGAUGCCGGUAUUUACACAGCUGUUAUAGAAUACAAUGGAGGGUUAGACGAUGAAGACAACUGUAGUCUUUCUGUUACACCCUGGUCUGAGUGGAACAAACUGAUGUUUCAAAUUACAAGACAUUCCAAUGAUGGUGAUUCGUGUUUGUCGUUUGCUCAAGGGGAAAAUGGAGACACAGAAAUUCCCGGACUCUACGGUGAAUAUUGCGGCCCAUUUCAACCCCCGUUAAACCACCAAUUUGUUGUUGAGAAGUUACACAUUAUCUACAAACCACAUACGGAGCAUUUUUACUUUUCCCAGGUCUUCGAAAUUGUGGUAACAGUGUUUAAAGAUAAAGGAGAAUGUCUCGACUAUCAGUGCGAUAACAAACGAUGCAUUCCGCAUGACCUCAGAUGUACUGACUACAACCCGUGUGGUGACUCGUCCGACUGUCCGUCUGACAGUCCUAAUCACAUCGCAGUUGGUAAAAUCUUUGGUAUUAUAGUGGGUGUGGCAGUGGGUAUUGUAAUACUGAUGAUAUUUAUCAGAUGCUGGAUGUCUGCUGCAGGUAAAGAGAGUGACGACUGGGACUCGGAACCCAGACUUCCCUCGAUGGAUGGAGAAAGAACACCAAGUCUUCACGACAGCGGCUUGCAGUCGCAAACACGAUUUGACAAUGGCAGUCUCGAUGAUAGUUAUUGGCAGUCGUUCUCACGUAGCGAUGAUCGAUUUUACAAUGACAGUCUCGAUGAUAGUGAUUGGCAGUCAGAGACACGUGACGUCAGUCGGCGUCAUGAUUCGGAUGAGAGUUUAGACAUACAACCGUUUUAUACUGGCGAAGGUCGCCCUAGAGGUCCGUUCUAUGAAUCUAGGGAUCUUGGGACCAACCAACAAGAAAAUACAAAUCGGGAUCACCAAACAGACACCACAGCUGCAUCAAACGUUAGUCCUUCCGAUCCUAUCCUUAACAACGUGCAUUCAGAGCCUUUCCUUGUAAAUGGAGUGCAGAAUAGAACAGAAGUAGAAAUAGAAAUGAACACGAACGUUGUGCCCGAAUCAAAUCAUAGUUCAGCUGAAACCUCGGACAAUGUCACGAGACAAAGAGACUAUGAACGAGACUAUGAACGCCCUCCGCCUUCAUAUGAAUCUGUUAUGGCUGAUAAAAAAUACUUUGCAGUGAAUUCUUAAAAGAAAGUUCUAUCAGUUUGGUCCCCAGUCCCCUAGUUUCCCUGCCUGGCAGUUCGUUCACAGACUGAAAUGAAAUGAAAGUGAAAUUAAGUCACGAGUUCGACUUCCAUAAGGGAUAUUCGGGGUAUGUGACGAAAAUCUGCGAUAUUUUUACAGACGAAACUACAGGCUGAUCACUACCAAAUAGAAUGUAAGCCUCCGCUGGUCACAACUAGUCCAAAUAUAAAUAGUACUAAUCUUUUUUCCUUUCCUAGUGCAUUUUCUCGACAGCAACAUGCUUACUUUUACCCUACCGCGUUUCAGUAUGUAUCACUUUGCAUUCUGUUGAAAUCGGCAUGUUCCUAUCACAUGCUAGGUAAAAAUGGCGGCGUAAGAAUUUAAUGUCUCGAAAAGAGAAAUUGAAAGAAGCGAAAGGUAGUAAAUUCAGCGGUAUGUAUUUAACGAACUGUAGUUUUCUUUCUUAUAUAAAAGUUAACACCCCCUUUUAUUUUUGUUUUUGUAAAGUAGCGAUCUAGUUCUUUAUGGGAAUAUAAGUCUAUGAAAAUCUGAUAUGCUAGAAAAUGUCGAAAAACCGUUAUGAAGUAAGUGGAUUUUAUAUGAAAUAAAGAACAGCUGGAUUUAGUGGUGUUCAGCCUACAGUGUCAUUCGGUGUAACGAGUUACAAAUUGAACUGAAUUGUUUGAUCCUUUGUGUGCUGUUCCUGUUUGUGUGGCCUACUCAAUUUGUCAUUUUGAACGAAAAUAUUAAUGGGCCAAAUAAUUUCACAAAGAUGUUUAUAUGAAAAUUAUUCUUUCCACGUAAAAUUAAAAUGAUUAUAGAUAUAUUCAACAUUCAAACUUCUCCCGACAAGUUAAUGUGGACGUAAAAAACGAUGUGCAAUUUAUACAUGUAUAAGGAUUUUGCAAGGUAAAAAGAAAGAAUAACGAAAAUCUCUAGCUGUUACGGAUUUGGUGGACAAAACAGUAACUAUCUAUAUAAUGCGUCCUAUCUUGCUGUCUGUAUAAUAUUCUUGGUGUUGUAUUACUAUUUAUUCAAUAUUCUAUGAUAUUAUAAAUUUUUUAAAUGAUGUAUAUAUUUGUUAAUCGGAUUUUACUUCUAUCUUGUAUUCAUAGAAAGAUUUAAAAUG
Molecule: messenger RNA, 2648 nt
Organism: Mercenaria mercenaria
Lineage: Eukaryota; Metazoa; Mollusca; Bivalvia; Venerida; Veneridae
Exons: 7
Coding region: 350-1522 (390 amino acids)
Molecular function (GO): protein binding
Source: RefSeq, a predicted model, not a curated record